AUGCUUCCACCUUCUCCUGAAGUACAUAAUAGCAUCGAUAAACUUUUCCAGAAUGCACAAAGAUUUGCAAAUUCUCAAGGGUACGUCCUAGUUAAAAAAAGAACUCGAAAGGAUAAUCGUAGUAAAUUAAAAAAUAUGUUAAUACAUUGUGACCGAGGAGGUGUUUAUAACAACUUCUCUGGUUUUGCUGAAGAAACACAUAACAGAAAAACAAGCACCAGAUUAAUCGAUUGUUCUUUUGAAUUGUAUGCAACUCGACGAAAUGGCUUGUGGCACUUGGAGAUUCGUAAUGCUACACAUAAUUAUGGUCUCUCAAAUGAUAUGUCAGGACAUCCUAUUGUUCAUCGACUAACAGAAGAACAAAAAGAAAGUGUUGCAAUAAUGACUACUUCCAGUUCACGUUCCCGUGAAAUUAUAUCAACACUUCGACAAAAUGAUCUGUCAAUGUUAGUUAUUAGCAAUGAUAUUUAUAAUAUGCAUGCCCAGCUUCGGCAACAAAAUCUGGCUGGUAGAACACCUAUUCAGGCUUUAGUAGAUGAACUUCAAGGAGGAAAUUUUUUAUAUAAGUAUAAGUGUAAUAAUAAUGGUUCAGUUACUCAUAUAUUUUUUACACAUAAAGAAUCAGUCUCUCUUAGCCAUCAAUAUUCUACAGUAAUUCUUAUAGAUUGUACCUACAAGACUAACAAAUUUAAAAUGCUCUUAUUAAAUGUCAUAGGUAUAACCAGCUUCAAUAAAACUUUUUUUUCUUGUUUUAUUUUUAUGAAAGAUGAAGAUAAGGAUGAUUACAAAUGGGCCCUUACAAAUGUCAUGAGUAUAUUUGAUGGAAUGCAAAAACCCGGUAUUAUAGUAACUAAUAGAGAGUUGGCGCUUAUGAAUGCCCUCAAAAUUAUCUUUCCUAAUUCAACAAACCUACUUUGUGCAUGA
This is a messenger RNA of Cetraspora pellucida, 924 nucleotides long. The record is from the annotation of a GenBank genome assembly. NCBI's taxonomy places the organism in Eukaryota, Fungi, Glomeromycota, Glomeromycetes, Diversisporales, Gigasporaceae.